AUGGAGAACGAGGAGAAGAAAUUCCGUGUCAUCAUCGUUGGUGGCUCGGUUGCGGGUCUGACCCUGGCUCACUGUUUGGAGAAAAGCAAUAUCGAAUAUGUCGUUUUGGAGUCACAGCAUGAUAUAGCUCCUGCAGUAGGUGCUUCAAUUGGAAUUUUCCCCAAUGGUGCUCGGAUUUUCGACCAACUAGGUGCAUUCGAUGAUAUCCUGGAUGUAGUCUUGCCUUUGAGGAAGGCAAUCUACUGGUCAGGAAAUGGGAAACUCAUCAUGGAAGAUGAGACCCCUCGUAUCCUCCAGGAAAGACAUGGCUACGAAACAACUUUUUUCGACCGUCAGCUCUUGUUGGAAAUUCUAUAUAACAGAUUAGGAGAAAAAGACCGAGUCCAGACCAGCAAGAAAGUCGUGAAAGUGGAACACUUGCCAACAAAAGUCUUGGUUCACUGCGCUGAUCAGUCGGUAUUUGAGGGAGAUAUCGUUGUUGGAGCCGAUGGAGUGAGAAGUACUGUGAGAAAGGAAAUGUGGCGCCACAUGGAAUCAAUGGGAAUGGAAAAGGAGGCGAAAGAGGAGAAAGCCAUCAUGUCAUCCGAGUACUCCUGCGUAUUCGGAAUAUCGACCGCAACCCUCGGGCUAGUCCCUGGAGAUUGUCAUCGGACAUACGAAAAGGACUACUCCUCACUGACCAUUGCAGGCAAAAACAACCGUGUCUUCUGGUUCUUGUUCUCUAAGAUGGACAGGGUCUACGCUGGAUCUGAAAUUCCUCGUUUCAGUGCUGAGGACAUGGAGAAACACCUUGCUCAACACUCUGACAAGCCAAUCACUGACAACAUCCCUUUCUCCGCUAUCUAUCAGAAUGCCGUAUGCAAGACCUUCUUAGCUCUGGAAGAAGGUUUCCACAAGAAAUGGUGUAUGAACCGAUUUGUUUGCAUCGGAGAUUCGGCACACAAGAUGACUCCUAAUAUGGGUCAAGGUGGUAACAGCGCGAUAGAAAGUGCUGCAUCGCUAGCCAACCACCUGACUCAGCUUGUCCGGAACUCAUCCAAUGGAGGGAUUACUCUGGAGGACGUCAAAAUUUGUCUGAACAAUUUCCAGACGGCACGACAGCCGCGGGCAGAAGAUAUCUAUAAACAAGCAACCGCUUUGACUCGAUUGGAAGCCUGCGCAACCCUCAAGGAUCGACUGAUGGCAUUGCACGCACUGCCUUACUUGAAAUCGUACUCCAUCGACCGCAUGACCAAAACGUUUGUUGGAGCAGAAAGGCUCGAGUAUAUCCCACUUACCCCAAGAGCAUCGAACUGCACCAUGCCCCUACAUACUCAAUCAGGACUUUCAAAGAAAGACAAGGAAACAACCUGGAUACGAGCUAUCUCCACCACUCCCCUCAUUGGAUGCGCCAUGGCUGCAAACAGUAUCAUGGGGUCUACGAUGGGGGGCUUUUGGCCGCAUUUGAUGUCAAUAAUUCGCCAGGGAGUCUGGACCUCCAGCAAUGGAGAGACUGUUAGUCUGACCAGAUCGUUGUACAACGUCCCUUUCCUUGACCAAAUAUUUACACCCCUGAUUACUUGCUUCUUGCCAUCGAUCAGUGGAUCCGAUGCAGUGUCCCGUUCUCAAAUGUUCUCCUUCUUGACCGACUGUGGCCCAGUCUACACAAUCUGGCUACUUGAGAGCUGUCGACAGGGAAAAUCGGGAUUUGAGGUUGUCCUGCCUAUAGUUUCCGGAACUCUUUUUCAGCUGCUGGGAAUUGGAAAGGUCGCCCCUGUGUACUUUGCCAUCGAGUACAUUCGCACACCUCUUUCUUCGCUGAAGGGGGAGAAUCGGAACAUCAAGACGGACGUCUUGAAGUCACUCUUUCCUGCUAUGCUCGCCGGCCAUUACCUUCCGCUAUUUGCCAAUUUUUUCGCCUCUACUGUUGAACGUCGUCAGUCUAUCAAUGCAUGGUGGCAAUUGUUCCCGCUGGUAGUUCCUUUGGUUCAACUACCGCUUCGCUUAUUGGCAAAGCCCCAAGCAAACAUUGAAAAGAAGAAAAAGACGGCUUCGGACCACAAAACGAACUUGCUCUGGACACGUUGCACUUAUGGUUUAUUGGCUGCAAUCUCAGGGCUAUCCUUCAUCUACGCUCGUUGGUCCGCUCCUCAAGGUACCUCCUUGGCCAAGAUCUUCUUACCCGGUCUGUUCGAGCAUACCCAGCCUAUUACCUCGUUUGCUCAAGGCAUUGCACGAUUCCUGAAAUACGAUGAUAUCUUCUCUCUUGGUGCUGGCUUUGUCUGGUUGGGGCUGAGGUUCCGGGAGCUGCAGCAGUCUGGAGUACCGGUUUCAUGGUGGAAGUCGGUGUGUGCCUUGGUGGGAACUACCGUUACUAUUGGCCCUGGUGCAGCAUUGGCAUUGGGCUGGGGAUGGAGAGAGGAGAUUCUGGCUGAGACCCCUGCUGUUGAAGAUAAUUAG
Messenger RNA from Penicillium pulvis, 2439 nucleotides. RefSeq names its product FAD-dependent oxidoreductase. Bases 1 to 2439 code for a protein of 812 amino acids. The record is from RefSeq and is a predicted model, not a curated record. The transcript is spliced from 5 exons. Lineage: Eukaryota; Fungi; Ascomycota; Eurotiomycetes; Eurotiales; Aspergillaceae. Gene Ontology annotation, molecular function: FAD binding.